Molecule: messenger RNA, 879 nt
Organism: Argiope bruennichi
Lineage: Eukaryota; Metazoa; Arthropoda; Arachnida; Araneae; Araneidae
Product: salivary glue protein Sgs-3-like
Exons: 2
Coding region: 1-879 (292 amino acids)
Source: RefSeq, a predicted model, not a curated record
AUGACAUUUGCAGAAACAUCUUCAGAACUUGAAACAACAUUGCUUUCAACAUCUUCUUCGGAUGUUAAAACACUACAAACAUCAGAACCCUCUACAGCAACUGAAACUACAGCAUCUCCUCCGGAAGUUGAAACAAUGAAAACUGCAGAAACUUCUUCAAAGCCUGAAACUACGCUGCAUUUAACAUCUACUUCAGAAGUUAAAAUAGCACAAAAAGCAGAAACCGAAACUAUGCUGGAUUCAACAUCUCCUGAAGAACAUGAAAUAACUUCAACUUCCCAUACUUCUUCAGAGAUUGAAACUACUCUGCAUUCAACAUUUACUGAAACUAAUACUACACCAAACACAGAAUCAUUUGCAGAAACUAAAACUGUACUUUAUUCAACAUCUAUUAAAGAAAAUGAAAUAAUUUCAACUGCAGACACUUUUUUAAAGACUGAAACUACGCUGCAUUCAUCAUCUGUUUCUAAAGAAGAAACUGCGUCACAAACAGAAACAACACCUACCGUAGAAACCUCCUUUGAAUCUAAAGCUACUCUAGAUUCUACAUCUUCUUCAGAAGAUGAAAUAACCGCCAAAACAGAAAAUACUUCCGAGCAUGAAACUGCGCUGAGUUCAGCAUUUAGUUCAGAAGAUGAAAUAACAAAGAAAAACGAAUUUUCUCCAAAAGCUCAAACUGCACUGAACGAAGAAUCUUCUCCAGAAGAUGAAACAACAUCAACUAAAGAAUGUUCUUUUGCGUCUGAAACUAUAUUGGAUUCAACAUCUAAUUUAGAAAAUGAAAUAGCACCAAAAAUAGAAACCUCUGCAGAAAUUGAAAAUACACUGAGCUUCCCCAGAAGAUGGAACAACUUCAACAGCAGGAUCUUCAGAGCUUGA